Messenger RNA from Gracilinanus agilis (Agile Gracile Mouse Opossum), 2122 nucleotides. RefSeq names its product SRSF protein kinase 2 (gene SRPK2). Lineage: Eukaryota; Metazoa; Chordata; Mammalia; Didelphimorphia; Didelphidae. Bases 23 to 2122 code for a protein of 699 amino acids. The transcript is spliced from 13 exons. Gene Ontology annotation, biological process: protein phosphorylation; spliceosomal complex assembly; regulation of mRNA processing. Gene Ontology annotation, molecular function: ATP binding; protein kinase activity. The record is from RefSeq and is a predicted model, not a curated record.
CACCGCCCCUUCCCCGAGCGGGAUGAGCUCCCGGAAAGUGCUGGCCAUUCAGGCCCGAAAGCGGAGGCCGAAGAGAGAGAAACAUCUGAAAAAGCCGGAGCCGCAACAAAAAGCUCCCUCUGUACCCCCUCCACCACCACCACCUCCACCACCACCUCUACCGGAACCAGCACCACCAGAACCAGAAGAGGAAAUUCUGGGAUCUGAUGAUGAAGAGCAAGAAGACCCUGCAGAUUACUGCAAAGGUGGCUAUCAUCCUGUGAAAAUUGGAGACCUUUUCAAUGGCCGCUACCAUGUUAUUAGAAAGCUAGGAUGGGGACACUUCUCUACAGUCUGGCUAUGCUGGGAUAUGCAGGGGAAAAGAUUUGUGGCAAUGAAGGUUGUAAAAAGUGCCCAGCAUUAUACAGAGACAGCCUUGGAUGAAAUAAAGUUGCUUAAAUGUGUUCGUGAAAGUGACCCAAGUGACCCAAACAAAGACAUGGUUGUACAGUUAAUUGAUGACUUCAAAAUUUCAGGCAUGAAUGGCAUACAUGUUUGUAUGGUCUUUGAAGUACUUGGCCAUCAUCUCUUAAAGUGGAUAAUCAAAUCAAACUACCAAGGUCUUCCCAUCCAUUGUGUAAAAAGUAUAAUUCGACAGGUUCUGCAGGGUUUAGAUUAUCUACACAGCAAGUGCAAGAUUAUCCAUACUGAUAUCAAGCCAGAAAACAUUUUGAUGUGUGUAGAUGAUGCGUAUGUUCGUAGGAUGGCGGCAGAGGCCACUGAGUGGCAGAAAGCAGGUGCUCCUCCUCCUUCUGGCUCAGCAGUGAGUACUGCUCCUCAACAAAAGCCUAUAGGAAAAAUAUCUAAAAACAAAAAGAAAAAACUGAAAAAAAAACAGAAAAGACAAGCAGAGCUGUUGGAAAAACGCCUUCAGGAAAUAGAAGAGCUAGAGCGAGAAGCUGAAAGAAAAAAAGUAGAAGAAAACAUCACUUCAACUAUACCCACAAAUGAUCAGGAAGAUGAAUAUCACCCAGAGGUCAAACUAAAAACAGCUGGAUUAGAGGAGGCAGCUGAUGAAGAACCUGCAAAUGAUGAUGGUGAACCUGAAGAUCAAGAGGAGAAAGAAGAUACUGAAAAAGAAAACACAGAAAAAGAUGAUGAUGAUGUUGAACAGGAACUUGCCAACACAGAUCCUACAUGGAUAGAAUCCCCCAAAACAAAUGGCCAUAUCGAAAAUGGCCCAUUCUUAUUGGAACAACAAAUAGAAGAUGAAGAAGAUGAGGAGGAAGAGUGCCCAAACCCAGAGGAAUAUAAUCUUGAUGAGCAUGAGCCAAAUGCAGAAAGCGAUUAUACAUAUGGUAGCUCCUAUGAACAAUUUAAUGGUGAUUUGCCAAAUGGACAACAUAAAAUUUCUGAGUCACAGUUUUCAGAGUUUACAGCUUCAAUGUUCUCUGGGGCUUUAGAAUCUGUGGCCUGUGGCUCUGCAGUUUCAGAGGGUUCAGUUCUAACUGAGCAAGAAGAAAAUAGUCCAUCUCAUGACAGGAGCAGAACAGUUUCAGCAUCCAGUACUGGGGAUUUGCCAAAAACAAAAACCCGGGCUGCUGACUUGUUGGUGAACCCCCUGGAUCCAAGGAAUGCAGAUAAAAUUAGAGUUAAAAUUGCUGAUCUGGGAAAUGCCUGCUGGGUGCACAAGCACUUCACAGAAGAUAUUCAGACUCGUCAGUAUAGAUCCAUAGAAGUUUUAAUAGGAGCUGGCUAUAGUACACCUGCUGAUAUUUGGAGUACUGCAUGUAUGGCGUUUGAGCUUGCAACUGGAGAUUAUUUGUUUGAACCACAUUCGGGUGAAGACUAUUCUAGAGAUGAAGACCAUAUAGCACACAUCAUAGAGCUGCUAGGCAGUAUCCCAAGGCACUUUGCUCUAUCUGGAAAAUAUUCUCGGGAAUUCUUCAAUCGCAGAGAUCACAUAGCAUUGAUCAUUGAACUGCUGGGGAAAAUCCCUCGAAAAUACGCUAUGUUGGGGAAAUAUUCCAAGGAGUUUUUCACCAAAAAAGGCUACAUAGUCUGCUGGAAUGGUUGCUGUAAUGAUAGCUGUGUGUUUGGGGAACUAUUGAGUAGUAUUCUUUUUGUGUUUAGACUUGAAUAA